AUGUACUCAGACGUGGUGCUUGGCAUCGAGCUGCACAACUUCGAGAAGCUUCUGGAGAGGUCCAAGAAGAAGCGAGGUGUGACGCAAGACCACGAGCUCCAGCCAAAGGACUUGGAGCAGCUGGUCAAGGACUACAAGGCCUGUGUUUAUCUGCAGCUCGGGGAGGAGUUCCCGGAGGAUCCACAACAGCAGCUCUGGGGUGCAGUGGGCGCUGUCUUCGGGUCUUGGAUGAACCAGAGGGCCAAGACCUACCGGAAGCUGCAUGAUAUCCCGGAGGAGUGGGGCACGGCCGUGAACGUUCAGGCGAUGGUGUUCGGCAACAUGGGCAACGACUGCGCAACGGGAGUUGCCUUCACCCGCAAUCCUUCCAACGGUGCCAAGGAUUUCUACGGAGAGUUCUUGGUCAACGCUCAGGGUGAGGACGUGGUGGCCGGCAUCCGAACACCCCAGGAGCUGACGAUCAAGGCUCGCAAGUCCCAUGGCAGCGACUUGCCGUCGCUGGAGGAGGUGAUGCCCGGGAUCUUCCGCGAGCUGGAAAACGUUCGGCACCAGCUGGAGAACCAUUACAGGGACAUGCAGGACAUCGAGCUUCUUGCCUUCAACGGCAAGCUCUACAUGCUCCAGACCCGCACGGGGAAGCGCACGGCCCACGCAGCCCUGCAGAUUGCGGUGGACAUGGCCAACGAGGGGCUCAUCAGCAAAUCGCAGGCUUUGAUGCGCCUGAAGCCGGACUUGAUUGACCAGCUGCUCCACCCGACGCUGGACCCCAAGGCCAAGAAGACCGUCAUUGCCAAGGGCCUCCCGGCUUCGCCAGGUGCAGCCGCUGGGAAGGUAGUCUUUUCGGCCGACGAGGCCGUCACCCGCUCCGAAAACGGCGACAAGGUGAUCCUUGUGCGCAUCGAGACAAGCCCGGACGACAUCCACGGCCUACACGCGGCGGAGGGUGUUCUGACGACUCGCGGUGGGAUGACAAGCCACGCAGCUGUGGUGGCACGUGGCAUGGGCCGACCCUGUGUGGCAGGCGCUGGGGAGGUGAAGGUCAACUACAGCUCGGCGUCAUUCGAGGUGGGCAAUGUGGUCGUCCGUGAGGGUCAGCUCAUCACCAUUGAUGGUGUCACGGGAGAGGUGAUGCUUGGAGAAGUCCCCACGGUGCCCCCGCAGCUUUCCGGUGCCUUUGGCACCGUCAUGUCCUGGGCGGACGAGUUCCGCACCAUGCAGGUUCGGGCCAAUGCCGAAACGCCGGCAGAUGCGCGCCAGGCAAAGGAGUUUGGCUGCGAAGGUAUCGGCUUGGUGCGCACAGAGCACAUGUUCUUCGAGGGCGGCCGGAUUGUGGCAAUGCGUCAGAUGAUCUUGGCAUCGGACAAGACGGACCGGCAAGCAGCUCUGGACAAGCUUUUGGCUAUGCAGAGGGAAGACAUCACCGAGUUGUUUAGGAUUAUGGACGGUCUGCCGGUGACAGUCCGUCUGCUGGACCCUCCCUUGCAUGAGUUCAUCCCGCACACGGAGGCCGAGAUGGGCCUGGUGGCAAAGGCAGCCGGAGUGCCUUUGGAUCGCGUACGUCGCCGCGCCAGCGAGCUCCAAGAGGCCAAUCCCAUGCUUGGCCACCGAGGUUGUCGCCUGGCCAUUACAUAUCCAGAGAUCUGCGAGAUGCAGGCUCGCGCCAUCUUCGAAGCAGCAGCAGAGGUCGGCCGCAGCGCCAAGAAGACACCGGUGGCCGAGGUCAUGGUACCUUUGGUGUCGACUCUGGAGGAGCUGGUUCAGCUGAAGAAGGUGAUCGAGGCAACGGCCCAGCAGGUUCAGAAGGAGCAGGGCGUGAAUUUCACAUAUCGCGUGGGCACCAUGGUGGAGCUACCCCGAGCUGCACUGCAAGCAGGUCGCCUCGCAGAGCAGGCGGAGUUCUUCAGCUUUGGCACCAACGAUCUGACCCAGACUACAUAUGGCCUAAGCCGAGAUGAUGCAGGAGCCUUCCUGCCUGAGUACAAGGCAAAGGGUAUCGUCGAGCAGGAUCCCUUUGUGAGCCUGGAUCAGGAGGGCGUUGGUGAGCUGAUCCAGAUCGCAGUGGAGCGCGGUCGCCGCAGCCGUUCGGGCAUGAAGAUGGGCAUCUGCGGAGAGCACGGAGGCGAUCCGGCUUCGAUCGAGUUCUGCGAGAAGACGGGUCUGGACUACGUCUCUUGCUCGCCCUUCCGC
Molecule: messenger RNA, 2187 nt
Organism: Symbiodinium pilosum
Lineage: Eukaryota; Dinophyceae; Suessiales; Symbiodiniaceae
Source: the annotation of a GenBank genome assembly